Messenger RNA from Leptosia nina, 681 nucleotides. The record is from the annotation of a GenBank genome assembly. NCBI's taxonomy places the organism in Eukaryota, Metazoa, Arthropoda, Insecta, Lepidoptera, Pieridae.
AUGGCGCUCAGCGAUGCAGAUGUUCAAAAGCAGAUCAAGCAUAUGAUGGCCUUCAUCGAACAAGAGGCCAAUGAAAAGGCUGAAGAAAUCGAUGCUAAGGCAGAGGAGGAGUUCAACAUUGAGAAGGGCCGCCUUGUCCAGCAGCAGCGGCUUAAAAUAAUGGAAUACUAUGAGAAGAAAGAGAAACAAGUUGAACUCCAGAAAAAAAUUCAGUCAUCGAACAUGCUGAACCAAGCUCGUCUCAAGGUGCUCAAAGUACGUGAAGACCACGUACGCAAUGUACUGGACGAAGCCCGCAAGCGCCUGGCUGAGGUUCCCAAUGACACCAAACUAUACUCGGACCUUCUUGUCACACUCAUGGUUCAAGCCCUAUUCCAACUGGUAGAACCAACAGUGACCAUCCGCGUAAGACAAGCAGACAAGGCUCUAGUGGAGUCUCUGUUUGGCCGAGCCCAGCAAGACUACAAGAACAAGAUCAAGAAGGAUGUUCAGUUGAAACUUGACACAGAGAACUUCCUGCCACCUGAUACAUGCGGUGGAAUUGAACUCAUCGCUGCCAAGGGUCGUAUUAAGAUCUCCAACACCCUGGAGUCGCGACUGGAGCUGAUCGCUCAGCAGCUGCUGCCGGAGAUCCGUACCGCCCUGUUCGGCCGCAACCCCAACCGUAAAUUCUCUGACUAG